This is a messenger RNA of Ochotona princeps (American pika), 1941 nucleotides long. RefSeq names its product solute carrier family 38 member 9 (gene SLC38A9). NCBI's taxonomy places the organism in Eukaryota, Metazoa, Chordata, Mammalia, Lagomorpha, Ochotonidae. The record is from RefSeq and is a predicted model, not a curated record. Bases 179 to 1861 code for a protein of 560 amino acids. The transcript is spliced from 15 exons. Gene Ontology annotation, biological process: amino acid transmembrane transport. Gene Ontology annotation, molecular function: amino acid transmembrane transporter activity.
CAUCCAGAACUCCAUUCCCCGUCGGCCCUCGCGGCCAAGGCUGUCGUCUCUUCCUGUUUUGGGGACGAGGAAUCCUGAGGCGCAAAUUGUGAGGAUUUCAGAAGAGGGUCCCUCAUCUUCUCACGAGGUUCUCGGAGACCGACGGCUCGGCCUGCUCAGUGCUUAGCCUCUGAACAACAUGGCCAAGAUGGAUAGUGAUUCCAGGCAUCUUCUCACAUCCGAAGGAGAACCUGAAGUACAGCCUGGACCUAUGAACAUCCAAUUUGAUUCUUCAGACCUAAAGUCUAAAAGGCCUUUCUAUAUAGAGCCCACAAACAUCGUCAAUGUGAAUGAUGUCAUUCAGAGGGUUAGCGACCAUGCCUCUGCGAUGAACAAGAGGAUUCAUUACUACAGCCGGCUCUCCACUCCUGCAGACAAGGCACUGAUUGCCCCUGAUCAUGUAGUUCCAGCUCCAGAAGAGUGUUAUGUAUACAGUCCCUUAGGAUCAGCUUAUAAACUUCAAAGCUACUCUGAAGGACAUGGUAAAAACACCAGUUUAGUAACCAUUUUUAUGAUUUGGAAUACCAUGAUGGGAACAUCUAUACUAAGUAUUCCUUGGGGCAUAAAACAGGCUGGAUUUACUACUGGAAUGUGUGUCAUCAUACUGAUGGGUGUUUUAACACUUUAUUGCUGCUACAGAGUAGUGAAAUCACGGACUAUGAUAUCCUCGCUGGGUACCGCUACCUGGGAAUAUACCGAUGUCUGCAGAUACUAUUUUGGCUCCUUUGGGCAGUGGUCGAGUCUCAUCUUCUCCUUGGUGUCCCUCAUUGGAGCAAUGAUAGUUUACUGGGUGCUUAUGUCUAACUUUCUUUUUAAUACUGGAAAAUUUAUUUAUAAUUUUGUUCAUCACAUUAAUGACACAGACACUAUGCUAACAACCAACAGUAGUGACCUUGUUAUCUGUCCAAGUGCCAGGAAUGGUGACCAUCCUGACAACAACUCUAUCUUCUAUACCAAUGACACGGAAGUUCAGCAAUUUGAAAAGUGGUGGAAUAAAUCUAAGACAGUGCCCUUUUAUCUGAUAGGGCUCCUCCUGCCAUUGCUCAAUUUCAAAUCUCCUUCAUUUUUUUCAAAAUUUAAUAUUCUAGGCACAGUAUCUGUUCUGUAUUUGAUUUUCCUUGUCACAUUCAAGGCUAUUCGCUUGGGAUUUCAUUUGGAAUUUCAUUGGUUUGUGUCAACAGAUUUUUUUGUACCAGAGAUAAGAUUUCAGUUUCCACAGCUGACGGGUGUGCUUACCCUUGCUUUCUUUAUUCAUAAUUGUAUUAUCACACUCUUGAAGAACAACAAGAACCAAGAAAACAAUGUAAGGGAUCUGUGCAUUGCUUACAUGCUGGUGACGUUAACGUAUCUCUAUAUUGGAGCUCUGGUUUUUGCUUCAUUUCCUUCCCCACCAUUAUCCAAAGAUUGUAUUGAGCAGAACUUUUUAGACAACUUCCCCAGCAGUGACAUCCUGUCCUUCAUUGCAAGGAUAUUCCUGCUGUUCCAGAUGAUGACGGUCUACCCGCUCCUAGGCUACUUGGCUCGAGUCCAGCUGUUGGGUCAUAUCUUCGGUGACGUUUAUCCUAGCAUUUUCCAUGUGCUGAUCCUUAAUCUGAUUAUUGUGGGAGCUGGAGUGAGCAUGGCCUGUUUCUACCCAAACAUAGGAGGGAUCAUAAGGUACUCAGGAGCUGCCUGCGGCCUGGCCUUUGUUUUCAUAUAUCCCUCCCUCAUCUACAUAAUUUCCCUCCACCAAGAAGAGCGUCUGACAUGGCCUAAGUUAAUCUUUCACAUGUUCAUCAUCAUUUUGGGCCUGGCUAACCUCAUUGUUCAGUUUUUUAUGUGAAAUAUUCAACUGUUUUCUCAAGAUCGUUCGUGGUACUUCAAGCCUUGACAACAGUUCUACAUAAAUUGACUUAUCAGUGC